Lathyrus sativus (Indian pea) is the source of this 327-nucleotide messenger RNA. NCBI's taxonomy places the organism in Eukaryota, Viridiplantae, Streptophyta, Magnoliopsida, Fabales, Fabaceae. The record is from the annotation of a GenBank genome assembly.
AUGUCGCUCGGAGAGGUUGCUUGCAGCUACUCGCUUAUGAUCCUUCAUGAUGAUAACAUCGCAGUCACUGGUGAGAAAAUCUCAACAUUGUUGAAAGCUGCAAAGGUUGAUGUUGAAACUUAUUGGCCAAACUUGUUUGCGAAACUUGCUGAGAAGAAAAACCUUGAUGAUUUGAUUUUGAAUGCUGUUGGAGGCGGGGCUCCUGCUUCUGUUUCAGCUCCAGUUGCUGCUGCUUCUGCCACGGCAGUUGCUGCUCCAACCGAGGAGAAGAAGGAAGAACCAAAGGAAGAAAGUGAUGACGACAUGGGAUUCAGCUUGUUUGAUUAG